This is a messenger RNA of Meira miltonrushii, 645 nucleotides long. Its product is annotated as DnaJ-domain-containing protein. The coding region runs from base 1 to 645 and encodes 214 amino acids. NCBI's taxonomy places the organism in Eukaryota, Fungi, Basidiomycota, Exobasidiomycetes, Exobasidiales, Brachybasidiaceae. The record is from RefSeq and is a predicted model, not a curated record. The transcript has a single exon.
AUGGAAAAGAAACUUUCACGCGAAAAGAUUUUAUUCUUUCAAGAAUUAGAGAUGGACAGAAUUUUAUCGGCGUUCAAAUUGAAUCCUUAUGAUAUUCUAGAAUGUCCAAUGGAAGCAGAUGAAAAACAAAUAACAAAGAUUUAUCGAAAGAAGAGCCUUUUGAUUCAUCCUGACAAAGUUAAAGAUCCAAGAGCGGAACAUGCUUUUAGCUUACUCAAACAAGCCUCACUUCAUCUUCAAGACGAAAAGAAACGAAAUGCUUUGGAUGAAGUGGUAAUGUCUGCACGUGUGGUGUGUCUGAAAGAGCUGGGACUACCUGCAAACAUAGAUGGUGACGAUGAAAGAUUAAGAGGAUUAAUACCUUCAUUCGAAGAAAGAGUACGAAAAGGAACAAAAGAAAUGAUGAUUGAUGAUGAAGUGAGAAGGCGAAGGGCGGUACGCAUCCAACACGCUGCUGAAGGAGAAGAACAAAGAAAACGUGAAGACGCGGAGAAUGAGCGAAAACGAAAAGUGGAAGAGAAGGAGCAAUGGGAGAACAAUAGACAAGAUCGCAUCGAUAAUUGGAGACAAUUUCAAAAGGGAGGAUCGAGUGGGAAAUCAAAGAAGAAGAAAAUCAACGCAAAAGGACCUCCUUUGUUAGGAUGA